Mercenaria mercenaria is the source of this 2498-nucleotide messenger RNA. RefSeq names its product QRFP-like peptide receptor. Gene Ontology annotation, cellular component: membrane. Gene Ontology annotation, biological process: G protein-coupled receptor signaling pathway. NCBI's taxonomy places the organism in Eukaryota, Metazoa, Mollusca, Bivalvia, Venerida, Veneridae. The coding region runs from base 551 to 1726 and encodes 391 amino acids. The record is from RefSeq and is a predicted model, not a curated record. The transcript has 5 exons. Gene Ontology annotation, molecular function: G protein-coupled receptor activity.
UGUCACUCUAGGGGCACCGUAGUUUCUCACCUUUGUGUCGGUCUUUUCAUGAAAGUUUCGCCGUAGUUUCGAUUUUUUUAACCUGAGGGCAAAGAAUUACUAGCGGCUAUUACGGCGAGACAACAACGGUAUGUUUAUUUUCUGUAUACGACAGACUUUCAUAAGCAUUUGUACAACGUCGUAAAUAAAAGCAUAAACGCAAACCCUAUCGACAUUGCAAAGAGAUAAAAUUUACACUUGUGUAUGUCAUCUGUCUGAAAUGUUUAUGACCUUUCACACAGUAAUGCAGAGUAGAGAGAUAUCAUGUAUCAGUGACCUUUACUUAUGAUAAGAGAAACGUUUAGGUUAACAGAUCUCUAAAAAUGUUGACAUAGUUCCAAAAUUGUCCUAUUACCAAUUUUUACAUAUACUGUGCUAAAAUUCUUCAAUGAAAAGAAGCAUUCAAGGGCCGGAAAUGCUCUAAGCAACAAGUUUUAGUUCAAAUAUGAGAGAAAGAAUAUGAGAGUACCAGAAAAAUUCUUUAAAAUCGUUGUUGGACAUUUUAAUCAUCAUGAAAAAUGAAACGGAGUUUUUAAAUUCAGAAGCGAGUGACUACGGUAUCAAUGAUACCUAUAAUUUUGAUGAAUUCUUCAAAAAAGAGAAUGAAUCAGACUUUGAUAGUGGCAUGAAAUAUGGAUUUUACAUAUUGUCAUUCGUUGUUGCUAUUAUAGGAAAUUUAUUCAUAAUAAUUGUUAUAUUGAAAACUAAAAGUUUAAGAACAAAAUUCAACAUGUACAUUGUUAAUUUGGCGGCAGCAGACUUCCUUAUGCCUACAGUUUGCAUGUGGAUACAUUUAGCGAACAGUGGUAGUGAUAAAUGGCUCCUCGGCAGUUUUCUAUGCAAAAUUCACACAUUUGUACAAGUGACGAUUGUUUGCACAAGCGUGUUUACAUUAACAACCGUAACAUUGGACAGAUUUCUGGCGACAGUUUACCCAUCGGCAGUUUGGAUCACUCAGAAGUGCCAGCCGCUCGCUAUUGUCAUUAUAUGGAUCUGUGCCUUUAGCAUCGCCGUCCCUUGGAUAAUAUAUCAGUUGUAUGCUGAGUUUGAUUGGAUUGGCGGGCACGAAAUUGUUUGCCAAUCUAAAUUCCCAUCAGAACAUGCUCGCAGAACUUAUUAUGUAGCGUUUUUUAUAAUUGUUUUUAUUAUUCCGUUGCUUUUAAUGUUCACAUUAAUCGUAAUUACAAUCAUCAAAGGCGAUAGGACGCCCAGCAAUGUUUCCAUGGAGAUAGAAAACUUUCAGGAAAUGCGCAGAAAGGCGGUGUAUAUGACAUUAACAGUGGUCAUAGUAUUUUGCAUAUGCUGGACUCCGCAACAAAGCCUACUUCUCUGGGACGCAUACAGAGAUAGAUUUAAAAGGCAACCAGAUAUAAAGAAGCUGCAUUACAUUACAUUGUAUAUGGCGUACACUAGCAGUGCUAUUAACCCUGUGAUCUAUUAUCUGUACAACAAGUGUUUCCGGCACGCACUAUAUACAUUGUUAAAGACAAGAUGCAAAGGAGAGAACUCCGAAAUGUCUAUUGCACCAGAAACAGUUCCUGAGGAGAUAGAGAUGAGUGUGACGGCUUCUACUAGCGCAGCAACAGUUGCCGACAGUAACACAAGUAAUGAUGAGCACCAGCAAAGAUCCGCAAUGGACGAAAGUUGUGAUUCUGAGUCUUUUACAACCGUGUCUUUAUCAGAAUGACGCAUACUGUAAUGCACGUGGAUAAAGCUUGUUUAGUUAAGAAAUGAUAUAUAGAACAACCAUGUUGGAACAUUACGAAGAGGUUAUACGCCUACGGAAUAAUGUCAAGAGGUACGCGGCCUGUGUGAAUUAUUACACGUGACGUAUAACCGAUUUGGAGUGAACAUGCUCCUGCUAUAUUGCAUUUCGAUUGUAUCUUUUAUAUAAACAAAUAGAUGAAGUUGGGAAGCACAAAACUCAUGCUUACUGUAUGGCGCCAAACACAGUAGCUUGACGUGACGUCAACGCAGAAACGCGAAUUGUGCUAAAAUACGUGAAGUGACACGUCCCGCGGAAUAACUUGAAAUGCGCAGACUUCAAGUAAGAUAUUCUGUGCGCCCAAUGUGUUUAUUAAUGUGAAUUAAGCAUAACAUCAGUUCAGUUCUAAAACUACGGUUUUUAUGUAAAAUAAUAAAUAAGAUUUGGAAGUACGUCUUUUUCGACGUUAAAAUGACGUCAAAUAUAUCAACGUGAUGUCACUGUUGUCGUAUGAAAUUAAAUGUGCAUGUUUUAAAUAUUAGAAUAAUCGACGAAUCAUAAUAAACAUAUACACACUGAUCCUAUUGUUGUGACACAAGUACUCUCUGUGAUUUAAUCUGUGAUGGCUUUAAAACUGUGCAUAUGUGUUUGUAAACGAAUAAUAUUUAAUUAGCAGAUUUCGAAAUUAUUAAUUAAUUACACCAAUGUCUUGUUUUCCAUUUUUACUUGCACAUUAGAAAGAAUAAAGAUUAGA